Molecule: messenger RNA, 2949 nt
Organism: Penicillium longicatenatum
Lineage: Eukaryota; Fungi; Ascomycota; Eurotiomycetes; Eurotiales; Aspergillaceae
Exons: 9
Coding region: 1-2949 (982 amino acids)
Biological process (GO): carbohydrate metabolic process
Molecular function (GO): hydrolase activity, hydrolyzing O-glycosyl compounds; chitin binding
Source: RefSeq, a predicted model, not a curated record
AUGAGCGGCGUUUGUAACUACAUCCAAGUCCAGGCGGGCGACGGGUGUUGGGCCCUGGCCGACCGGUGUGGCAUCACCCAGGCCACCCUCACCAAAUACAACCCUUCCAAUGGCUUCUGCGACAACCUCAUACUGGACCAGUAUGUCUGUUGCUCGGCUGGAUCCCUUCCGGACUUCUCCCCCCAGCCCGACGAUGACGGCAACUGCUUCGUCUAUGUUGUUAAGGAGAAGGACUUGUGCGACACCAUCGCCACAGCGCACAAGAUGGACAAGGCCAAGAUUCCCGACUACAACGAGCUCACCUGGGGCUGGAUGGGGUGCGGUAACCUCCAGAUCGACGGAAAGAUAUGUCUUAGUAAGGGCACGCCGCCAUUCCCUUCACCUGUAGAUGGAAACGCUUGUGGCCCUCAGGUGCCCGGAACAAAACAACCAGCCAAAGGUUCGGCAUGGGACUGGGCUGAGAUGAAUCCCUGUCCCCUCAACGCCUGCUGCGACAUUUGGGGCCAAUGCGGUAUCACUCCUGAGUUCUGUACCAACACCACUGAGAAGGGCGGAGCGCCCGGCACGGCAAAGGCAAAAACAAACGGCUGCAUCUCCAACUGUGGUACUGAGAUCAAGAGUGUCAGCGUAUACCCCGCUAGACCUUAUCGCAUCGGCUACUUUGAGGCAUGGAAUCUAAACCGCCCGUGUGCCAAUAUGGACGUGUCGAAGAUGACCGACGGUGACUACACGCAUGUGCACUGGGCCUUUGGUAACAUCACCGAAGACUGGAAAGUGGACGUGAGUGGGCAACAGGAACAGUUCGAUGGCCUGCUGAAGCUGAAGGACAUCGAGCGCAUCAUGAGCUUUGGUGGCUGGGGUUUCUCGACUGAUGACUACACGCACAACAUCUUCCGGCAGGGUGUCAGGGACGGGAAUCGCCAGAUCCUGGCUGCCAAUAUCAUCAAGUUUAUUGAGGAUAACGGUCUGGACGGAGUGGACUUUGACUGGGAAUAUCCAGGCGCCCAAGACAUUCCAGGACUUGACCCGGAUCACCUUGACUCGGGAGAGAACUAUGCCGAGUUCCUGAAGCUCGUUCGCGCCGGGUUAUCAGAGGAUAAGUCUAUCUCCAUGGCUCUCCCAGCAUCAUACUGGUACCUCAAGGCCUUUGACCCGAUCACUCAGUUUGAGGAAUCUAUUGAUUACUACGUCUUCAUGACAUACGAUCUUCACGGCCAGUGGGACUGGAACAACACGUUCGUAAAUCCUGGUUGUCCGGAUGGAAACUGUCUGCGCAGCCAUGUGAACAAGACCGAGACCGAGUAUACCCUGGCCAUGGUCACCAAGGCUGGACUCCCGUCUAUCAAAGUCGUGCCGGGUCUUGCCCUCUACGGCCGCAGCUUUGAGAUGACUGAUAAAGACUGCAAGGGCCCUGAAUGCACGUUUGUCGGCAAAGAAUCAGGUGCCACGAAGGGACUCUGCACAGAUACCGCUGGCUACCUCUCUAACAUCGAGAUCAAUGACCUAAUUGCCCAAGCCAACGGCGACGACAACUACAACGACAUCACAAUCAACGAGCAGUAUGAGGAUGAGGGCGACAUCUUAAUCUACAACGACAACCAAUGGGUCUCCUACCUCACCCCGGACAACUACAAGGCCCGUCAACAAUGGUACAACGACCUGCACUUUGGCGGCAGCGUCGACUGGGCCGUGGACCUGAACCGCACCUACGGCAACAAUGGCACUGGCGACGAGGCAACAAUUGGCGACGACUGGGAUUAUACACCCUGUCCCAAUAUCUGGUUCCCCUACCUGGAGGGACUACAGGCUGCACAAGAUGGUGGCGCGAUUCCCGACCACUGCGUCGCGCAGAUGACACUGGACACGCUGAUGAGCAUGCUGAACACGGCCUACGAGAACUACACGGACGUCAACAACGGCUACGACGGCAUGUUUGAAUACUACGUCAAGUACAUUGAAAAGGUCGUGCCUUCUGUGCUCACCAAUGCCUUCAUGUGGAACAUGAGCACCACCACCAAUAACAAUCAGAUUAUCCCCGACAGGGGCUAUGGAAUGCCUUACUUCAACUGCCGCUUCCCCGAACAAGACGACUUUGUCCCCUGCACCCCCGAGGAGUGGGACAACAACCUCGACCCUCUCAUGCGGUACAUUGACGCCACAGACCUCGAGAUCGGCGACGACGACGGCCUCUCCAAGGCCUACGCCAAAGCAGGCCUCCUGGAGGAAUGGAUCGACUACGGCGACUACUCCAUCCAUCGCACCAACGCCAACCAAAUCCCCGUGCUGUCGUGGACACUCAGUUUCAAGGGCUGGCCCGUCAAGAACGACUCAAUGGUCGUACAGAACCCCAAGGACAUCGUGAACAAGGGCCUACCAAACAUCGACAGCCUAUAUUCCGAGAUGGAGACGACACGCAUGCAGAUCUCCAGCGGACGAUGGACGGGCGGCGAUCCGCGCGACGCAGCGAUAGCGUACGCGCCGGCAGUCUUUAUGCUGGAGCAGGCGGUGGACAGUAUGGCACAAGCAAAGAAGCUCGGUGAGGAAGAAGAAAAGGAAGAGGAAGAAGAGGAGAGAAAGAGGAAGGAGAAUCUGAUUCUGAUGAUUGUCGGGGUCGUGCUGAUGUUUGUUCCUGUUGUGGGGACGGAGGUUGCGGCUGGCCUUGGGUUUGCGAACCUGGCGCGUAUUAUUGCGAUUGCGGGUGAGUUGGGGAAUGCCGCGUUGGCGACUUACGAUACUGUCGAGGAUCCCAGCUCGGCGGUUGUGAACAUGCUGGGGAUGUUGUUUGGGGCUGGGAGCAUUGCGAAGGUGGGGCGCGAUGCGAAGGGUCUUUCGAGUGUGGCCAAGUGGCGCAGGGGCAUGAAGACGGGUGAGCUCGCUUCUCUGGGGGAUAUUUUCAAGAAUGGAGAUUCGAAGGUGCAGAGUUUGAUGGGUAAGGUGUGCAAGCUGUAA